ACUUUCAGAGCAAAUUAAUAAAAGGCAAAUUUGAUCUUCCUGAGAGCCUGAUUACUCAGUGUUGCUUUCUCUAUAUCAUUCCGCUACACACUCGGUGCCCUAGUCCAGCGCCUCCAUUUCCCCACAGAACUAGUAGGAACACUAACACAAAGCACGGUGUGUGGCCCUUCUGUGGAGCCAGGGGCCAAGUAUGAGGGAUUUGGGGCUGAGGGAAAAGCCUGACGGGAAAUUCUUUAGGGGCGAUAAUAGAAGCGCUGCCGGUGACUAACUGCGCCCAAAUCCCGCCAAAUCCAAACCUCCCGGAAGUGGCUGUGCGUUCCAGAGAGAAAGUCCGAAUCAGUUCCGGGUUGAAGCCGGUGCGUGUCACUUGUGUUUCCGGAAGUUAUUCCCAUGCGGUUCCCAUGUGUUGCUGGGGAGCUGAAGUCCGGCCAUGAAGUAUUCCUACAAGUUCAGCAACCUCCUGGGCACCUUCUAUCGCCGUGGGAACCUGAGCUUCACUCCCGAUGGGAAUUCCCUGAUUAGCCCAGUGGGCAACCGACUCAGCAUCUUCCACCUGAAGAAUAACAAUGGCGAGACCCUGCCCCUGGCCACUCGCUGUAACAUCACCUGCGUCGCUCUCUCACCGGACGGGUCGCUGGGGAUACUGGUGGAUGAAGAAGGAGCCGCUCUGCUCAUUAGUUUUGCCACCAAGUCGGUGCUGAACCAGUUCAGUUUCCAGCAGCCGGUGCAGUCAGUGAGCUUCUCCCCGGACGGCAGGAAGUUCCUGCUCACUAAGGGCAAUGUGGCGAUGCUGUAUCACGCGCCGGGGAAGCGCCGGGAAUUUAACGCCUUCGUCCUGGAUAAAACGUUUUACGGACCCUACGACGAGACCACGUGUAUCGACUGGACGGACGACUCCAAAUGCUUUGCUGUGGGGAGUAAGGACAUGUCCACCUGGGUGUUUGGGGCAGAGCGGUGGCAGAAUCUCAUUUACUACUCCCUGGGGGGGCACAAGGAUGCCAUCGUGGCUUGUUUCUUCCAGGAGGGCAGUUUGGAUUUAUACACAAUCAGCGCUGACGCCACCCUCUGCGUGUGGGGGUGCGACACGGAACUCGCCCAGCUGCUGCCCCGGGACCCCGACAAGAAAGCCCGAGAGUCGGGGGGCGCAGAGGAACCCAGAGCAGAGGAGAUCCGCGGAACCGCAAACCCCGCCCCCGAGGAGAGCGUGGGCAGAGUGCGCUACCGCAAGAGCAGCAGGCACUUCUUUAACAAAGAGGGAGAUUUUACCGCACUCACGGCCGCCGCGUUCCACAAGAAACUCAACAUCCUGGUCACCGGAUUCUCCUCCGGAAUGUUCCAUAUCCAUGAGCUGCCGGAGCUGAGCCUCAUCCACUCACUAAGUAUUUCAGACCAGAGAGUUUCCACCAUCAGCAUCAACUGCACCGGGGACUGGAUUGCGUUUGGCUGCAGCGGUUUGGGGCAGUUGCUGGUGUGGGAGUGGCAGAGUGAGUCGUACGUGCUGAAGCAGCAGGGGCAUUUCAACAACAUGGGGGCCCUGAGUUACUCCCCCGACGGGCAGCACAUUGUGACUGGGGGGGACGAUGGGAAGGUAAAGGUUUGGGACACGAGCAGCGGAUUUUGUUUCGUGACGUUUACGGAUCAUACGAGCAGCGUUACAGCCGUUACAUUCGCCAGCAGCGGGCAGGUCAUACUCAGCGCCUCAUUGGAUGGCACCGUCAGAGCGUUCAGCUUGCUCAGGUACCGCAACUUCCGCACAUUCACAUCCCCCAAACCCGCGCAGUUCUCGUGCCUCGCCGUGGAUGGGAGCGGGGAGAUCGUGUGCGCGGGGGCGCAGGACUCCUACGAGGUCUAUGUGUGGAGCAUGCAGACUGGGCGGCUCCUCGAUGUCCUCUCCGGGCACGAGGGGCCAAUCAGCUGUGUGGCAUUUAACCCUUGGCGUUCUGUGCUGGCCACGGCUUCCUGGGAUAAGACUGUCAGGCUGUGGGACAUGGUGGACAGCUGGAGGACCACCGAGACUCUCAACCUGACUUCAGAUGCCCUCGCCGUCACGUUCCGCCCGGAUGGCAGGGAGAUCGCCGUGGCCUCUAUGGACGGUCAGAUCACAUUUUGGGAAUCUGAGAAAGGGACACAAACGGGAUCCAUCGAGGGGCGACACGACCUGAAGUUGGGGCGCAAGGAGCUGGACAAGGUGACGGCCAAACAUUCUUCAAAGGGCAAGGCAUUCACGGCGCUUUGUUACACCGCUGACGGGCAGGCCCUGCUGGCCGGGGGGGCAUCUCGCUACGUCUGCCUGUACCACGUCGGGGAGCAGAUUCUGGCGAAGAAGUUUGAGAUCUCGUGCAACCACUCUCUGGAUGCCAUGGAGGAAUUUCUGGACCGUCGGAAGAUGACGGAAUUCGGGAGCGUGGCGCUGAUCGAUGAAGGGACAGGAGAAGAGGGGGGGGUCAGUUUGAGCCUCCCGGGGGUGCACCGAGGUGACAUGAGUUCGCGCCACUUCAAGCCUGAGAUCCGCGUCUCGUCUCUGCACUUCUCCCCCACCGGGCGUAGCUGGGCCGCCACCUCCACAGAGGGGCUCCUGAUCUUCUCACUGGAUUCCAGCGCCGUGUUCGACCCCUUCGACCUGGACGAGGAGGUGACGGCUGGGGGGGUGCGGAGAGCGCUCCGCGGGGCAGAAUGGACGCGCGCCAUCGUCAUGGCGAUGAGACUCAAUGAGGAGUCACUUCUGCGGGAGGCGCUGGAGAGCGUGCCUUGUGCUGAUAUUGCAGUGCUUUGCUCCUCACUCCCGGAGCUGUACGUACAGAGACUUCUAGUGUUUUUGGCAACGCAGAUCGAGCGAUCCCGGCACCUCCAGUUCUACCUGAUGUGGGCCCACCAGCUGCUCCUGCUACACGGGCACAGCAUGAAAUCCCGUUCCGUGUCGGUGCUUCCGGCUGUCCAUUCCCUACAGAAGAGUCUCCAGGGUCACUUGUCUGAGAUCUCCAAACUCUGCGAGUGGAAUCGCUACAACAUGAAGUUUGCGCUGUGUCUCUCCAGGCAGCGGGGUAUGAAGCGGGGGGCAGAGGAGUCGGAGGCGGAGUCAGUGAGUGGGAGCCUGGAGGGGGCGGAGCAGUGAGGGGGGCAACAUGGAGUGAGCCAGUACUGUACCGAGAGUAGCCGGUGAGACCUGCAGGGGUAUAUUGUGACUCCGCGGCUGGAAGGCCCCCCUGUCACACAAACUGUUUGUUGCCCCUUGUGCCCAUGACUGGGGCAUUGGGCUGGAUCAGAUACCCGGGGCAGAUGUUGUGUAUCCUGUGACUGCGCCAUUUCUCCCACUGUAAAUAAAUCACAAAGAACUUGGCCAAUGGGAAAGCGCCGGGGAGCGAAGACUCUGGGUUCAGUUAUUAUUCUCCUGUUAUAAAUGGGGGUUCUGCACCCCCCCACCCACCUCCCUGCACUCAGCUCCGCCCCCCCAGCAAGACAUGGACAGUGGGAGGUGCAAGGAUUCUUUUCCCGGAUUGGCCGACAUACAUCUCCCCAUGUUCCACCUCCUUCCAACAAUGGCGCUGGUUCUGUAUCAUGGCGCCGGGUCAGUACCGACCCAAACUGUUUCACCUUCCCAAAUAAACGUUUGUACCAACUCCCGG
Messenger RNA from Xenopus tropicalis (tropical clawed frog), 3623 nucleotides. RefSeq names its product PWP2, small subunit processome component (gene pwp2). The transcript is spliced from 21 exons. Lineage: Eukaryota; Metazoa; Chordata; Amphibia; Anura; Pipidae. Gene Ontology annotation, cellular component: nucleolus. Bases 431 to 3112 code for a protein of 893 amino acids. The record is from RefSeq and is a predicted model, not a curated record.